Molecule: messenger RNA, 1238 nt
Organism: Solenopsis invicta (red fire ant)
Lineage: Eukaryota; Metazoa; Arthropoda; Insecta; Hymenoptera; Formicidae
Exons: 6
Coding region: 405-1112 (235 amino acids)
Source: RefSeq, a predicted model, not a curated record
CUCCGCUCUUUCGCGAGCGAGCGAGUGAACGCGCGGCCGUGAAGUCACGUCUUAUUUUAUGUUCAUAUUUUCGUACAGCGCGUUUUCUUUCGAUUUCCAUCUUACGGAGGUUUCCAUCACGCGCGCGCGCGCGCGCCAAGGUGACAAUUGACGAUUAUCAUCGAAGCGUUAAUUACCCGCGGUCCGUAUCUUUCUGCAAGCUUUGAACGAGUUGAACGGAUACCGAAUGAGAACUGCGAGAAAAUGAAUCGAAAGGAUAUACGACAGUAAAUAGCAGAACUGAGCAGAACGAUUCAACGAUCGCGAUCAGUGCAUCCAGUGCAUCACAAUCAGGUGAGACCACCAGUGUGUACUGAGACGCGACACGAACGACACGACCGUCCUUGCUCAAGAUCGAGUGGACCAUGGCGCGCAAGGAUGCCCCUUCGAUCUUCGAACGACUUCAGAUCCUUAUGGAGGACGAUAUGGGACCAGGAAAGCUGAUUACCUAUGGGAUUGCCAGCGCCGGCCUGUUCGCAGCUCUGUACAAAAUUAGACCUUUCGCCAAGUUCACGAAACCGUCCGACAUUCCGUUGAACUUUCUGCAAACGCGAGUUCCACUCCAGGGCAUUGUACGACGUGUGGAACCGAGCUCUUCCAGAGUUUUACUGAUGGUGGAUCAUCAACCAUUGCUGUCCUUUCCCCAUUUCAACAACAGGUCUUAUUUGCCUGUCAAGAUUGGUGGUGUUGACAUCACAGGCAACGGUGUAAGCUGGUUGCAAACUGUGCUCAAUGGAAAGCUCAUAACAUUUGUGCCUAUAGUUAAAGAGAAGGAGUAUUUGGAGUGCGUGGUUGCGAUGCCACCGAAGAAUCAAGAUGCGAUGGAGAUUGGUGAGGAACUAGUUAAAUUAGGCUUAGCUACAGUACAUGAACCUUGGAUAAAACUAAAGGAUAAACGUGUACUAGCGUACAGAAGGUCCUUAGCAAACGCGCAAAAGUGGGCAGUACGUAGGAGAAAUGGAUAUUGGCAUUUUGUCAAGCAACCAACAGUUUUGUGGAAGACGCAAAUGUUCAUAAUUGACAAAAUGAAGUCACUGUUGCCUACUAUUAUAAUUAGACGACUUGAUUUGUAAGUGCCCAACUUACUUUAACAAUAAACUUCCAGAGUUAAUAUAUUUUUUCAUAGUUUGUAUAUACAAGAGAGAAAAUGCAUAUAUUAUGUACUUAAAAAUUUUUUAAUAAAACUUUAAUAAAAGUUA